CAUGCCCGCAAUGGCGGACUUGUUCGCACGGUAUCGUGAGUUCGUGAAGGCGAAUCCUGCUCUAGCCACCGAACUCGAGACUGUACUUCGCUGGAUCUCCUACUUCACGGCAGGUCGAUUUGGCAAGUCGGCCGUUGUUGCCGAGUUCCUUUAUUCCUCGUCCAGUUUGCUGACACUCCUCAAUGACCUCAUUCUGCGACAUGCCGCCGAUGUUCCUGUGCACUUGGACCGAGCCGUGGAACGGCUCCAGUCAUGCCUGGCUGUUGUCGAGUAUGUCGAGGUGUUUGCCGAGUUGGCUGCGCUGCACCUUCGCGGGGACCUGGCGCGGUGGGUGGCUGUUGCCAUCGUCCAAACGCUCAAGGCAUGCCUUCGGUUGGUACUCCUCCUCUACCACAGACAGGGGCUUCAGUGCAGCCCCAGUGUUGCCCCCUUUGACCGAAAACUGGCCCGUGGUGACCCGGCUGCUGCCCAGCCUUGCUAUGAGCUGCGACACAGUAGACGGCCACUGCGCACCUUGGCUGCAGCGCCACCUGUGUCAAGAAGACAGUGGCGCCCUCCUGCAGCACCCCUGGGUGCAGGCGUGGCCACAGCCAGCCCAAAGCCUCUGCAAGGGUUCGAGUUAGCUGCAGAGGUUGCCCAUGUCGUGAGGCCACUUGCACACCUAUCGGCCGUUGGCCUAUGCGGCCGUUCCUCUUGGACACCUUGGCUGAUGGCAGCUGGUCUGGACGUGGCCAGUUUGCAGGUUCUGUCGCGGACACGUGCUACUCUGCAGCCGCGGGAGCGGCUCGAGUUGAGUCGUCGUCUGCUGCAGCUGACGCUGUACCUGGUACGGUCUCCCUUCUACGAGCGCAUCUCCCAGCGUCGCAUUUCUCUCGCCCUCCGAGCGCUUGGCGACUCGGUGCCCCUGCUCGGCUGGAUCACCAGGCCGCUGGCAGACUACAUUCCCGAGUGGCAGAGCACAUACUGCCACAACUGGGCCUCCUAGGGACACAACCUGUGGCCACCUGUCUGCAACACCUGAACAGCACUUGAAGACAGCUGCUCACACAACCGUGUCAUGCUCUGUGAACGAAACUACGGCAGCCUCGCUGUUAGCGCGCCCCGUGCUCUUGGGUUGCCAUCGCGAAGCCACACCCUUCCUGAACAGCUUGAUGCCAUUGUGAACAGACGGGCAUCAUCAGCGGUGUUUCGUUUGUACUAACGAGUGACUCAGCAGUUGUUAGCUAUGCCAUGGCUGUUAUCAUGGCUGCUCUUGACGAAGGUACAGAUUUCUGCACCUUUGUCAGGCAUGAAGGUAGCAAUGAUUGGAUCAGAAUUUAUUGGGUUAUUCAUUAGCUGCACCAUACAUUAUAUAUACAGCAUGUGGCUGUCACGGCGGAUAAUUAUUCCAGGCGUCAUGUUACAAUAACAUAUAAUGUACAACAACAACGGUUAUUGCUGCUGCUCAUUUUACUCUAAUUCGUUCAGUAUCUUUCGGGCAGAUUGAAAACAGGCAAUACGUCAAAACCAACACGACACUUACCUUUAAGUAUGCACGUUUGUGCAGUAUACUACGGUAAGAGUGAUGUCCUGCUUACUGAAAUCUGUGAGAUCUUAAUCUUUUCUGCUUUGUUUUCUUUGCUGCCUCGUGCGUGGAUUUCUAUUUUAACAAUCGCCAUUUUCUUUGCCAGGCCCUCUUUUGCCAGGCUGAACGUGAGCAACUGCUCAUAUUAAAUUAUUUGCAUAAACCAGCAGUUUUGUCAGCCAAGCUGAAACAGUGAGCAAGUCAGAGUGAUCUAUCAGAGGCAUGCAUUUUAUGUCCUACACGAGCAAGCUCAGGAUUUGUGUUCGGACCCUGGUCAGGUCAUUCGUGUGUAAGAAGUGUGCAGCAGUUGUAUCAACAUGCAUUAUGCAUUCGCACAGCCCCAUGUUGUGGGAAGAAUCACACUUUCUCUCCAUAAUAGACGGCUUGCUUGAAAGCACCAUUGUAUAGGAGCAUAUGUGGUUUAUAUGUCAUUCUUACUUUUUUCAUGCCAAGGUUCCGCUUGGGAAAUGGGGCUCAAAGUGUUGCUGCUUUAUCACGAGCCCAAGGUGAAUCGCUCUUAUAUAUUGAAACAUGUGGCUAGUAUUUGUUUUGGCACCACAUUGCGAAACUACUAUUACUAUAUUUUUGCCGCUUCUGGCUGAAUAAAUGAACUGACAAAUAAAAAAAUUUAAGGAUGCUAUA
This is a messenger RNA of Dermacentor andersoni, 2206 nucleotides long. RefSeq names its product peroxisomal biogenesis factor 16 (gene Pex16). Gene Ontology annotation, cellular component: peroxisomal membrane. NCBI's taxonomy places the organism in Eukaryota, Metazoa, Arthropoda, Arachnida, Ixodida, Ixodidae. Gene Ontology annotation, biological process: peroxisome organization. The record is from RefSeq and is a predicted model, not a curated record.